GCAGCUACCGUUUUAAAACAACAUGUGAAGACAAAUCAAUCACGCCUGAUGUCAUUGUAUAUCGAUGAGGAUUUCACUGAGAACAAACGUACCGACAACGUUCUUGAUUUAAAGAAUUUGAAGAGUUUGAAGUAUUUACAUCUUAGCACGUCAAGCUUUAAAGAUGUCAUUGGUUUGAAUUUGAGUCAUUUAGUAGAAUGCAGUAUAGAGUUUUUAACUCCCCAACUAGCUCCCAACCUCACAUCUACAUUCUACAACUAUGAUAUUGAGUGCAUGCAAGCGUUGAAAAAACUUGUUUUGAAAAAUCUGACGGACAUCCACUGGCUGCAUAAAGAUUCAGAACGAAAAGGAAUUCAAAAGUUAUUUAAGUUGAAGGUUUUGAGACGGCCACAUAGAGGUUCAGAACAAAAAGGAAUUCUUGAUUUACGACGCCUUGGAAACCUUAAACAUCUUACCGAAGUUGGAUUGGGUGGACUAUCUUACUCAGAUGUGGUGAAUCUACCAGCGUUUAGACUACACAGCCUAAAAAUAGAAUUAAAUGAACUACAGCAAGCACCCCAGUUGAUGUCAACGUUAUCAACGCAUGGAACAUGCCAGAAUGAGCGGGAAGGACUUUUCUCUCAUCUGAAGGACUUAUCCCUGGGAAAGAUUCGCAUGUCAGAGGAACAGUUCAGACGAUUAUCGCUGUCUUUCAUUCAAGCGGGAGGCACGUCAUUGAAGUUGUGGGAUUGUUCCAUAGAACCGGAAGAUGAUGUACCGCAGCCUCAGAAUGAAUGCGAGCAGCAGGUAGUAUCAUCUGAGUGUACAACAUGCAUUUCUCUUGGGUUUGUUACCAUCACAGUAGAGGGGUUUAUUCGACUUAUUGACUACGUGACCAGAUGCGGUCAUUCCGUGGACUGUGACUUGUACUUCUUCACCCUGGAAUCAAACCCUGCUGUUGAACAACCAGUCUUAACGAUGUUGGGUCCACAGCCUAUCUCAGCUGAUUAUACCACGGAGUUGAAACUAUCUUGUAUUGAGAUGUCAACAGAACAAAUGUGUCAAAUCAUCGGUAGGAUUAAUCAACUCAACCAUUCAGUAACAUUAAAAUUGGAGAGGUGUACCGAAAUAUCCGACGAGUACAAUCCGCUGAGGAAUCAGAUGGUGCCUCCUCCAAACACGUCACUAAACUAUACCAAACAUAUUACGAUCGAAGGCAUGAAGAUAUCGGAAACAUUGUGUUUGUAUGUUGCUUCCAGUGCAAUUUAUUAUGGAUACACGUGUGAGAUAUCAUAUUGUGAUAUACUGACCAGUGAAGUGCCGCAUGCAGACAAUCUUCACUUUCCCCAGAUGGCUGCCAUCCACUCACCUGCUCAUACAGCAAAACUCACCUUUUAUGUCGCAUCAAUACCACAACACGUAGUUGAGCGUCUCGCCUGCCGAGCGAAAAUUUCUCAACAUUUGGUUGAGUGUGUGUUAGACAAGUGUUAUGUAUGGCCUCAUUCGGAAGUCUGGUCAUUGAAGGAAAAGAUUGAGGAAGACCCUGCCAUUCAGAUCGAGAAAUUCAAGUUUGAACCAAACAACGGCGAGCCCGACUGGUACGACAUUAGCAGGCCCAAAAGUUAUAAAGCGGACCAAACAUGGGACAUCCGUUUUAAAGCAACCGCAAAGAAGUCUGCACUCGCAGAGUCCACUGCAAAGAAUGCCGAAGUCACGGAAUGGACACGCAUGUAGAACGGACGUCGAAAUGUUUGACAACGUGAGAUCAUCAUGGAGAGUUCAUUCAUGCUAAGUGUUAUUAGAACGUUUUACACAAUUUGUGCCUGCAUUUUGGAGAUUUAGAGUUUAAUAAGGCAAAGUGUAACAAAAGAUUUGGCAUAAUUGUUGCCUGCAAUGGGGAUACUAGAGUACACUCAUGCAAAAUGUAACAAACGAUUUGGCAUAACUGUUGCCUGCAAUGGGGAUACUAGAGUACACUCAUGCAAAGUGUAACAAAAGAAUUGGCAUAAUUGUUGCCUGCAAUGGGGAUACUAGAGUACACUCAUGCAAAGUGUAACAAAAGAAUUGGCAUAAUUGUUGCCUGCAAUGGGGAUACUAGAGUACACUCAUGCAAAGUGUAACAAAAGAAUUGGCAUAAUUGUUGCCUGCAAUGGGGAUACUAGAGUACACUCAUGCAAAGUGUAGCAAAAGAUUUGGCAUAAUUGUUGCCUGCAAUGGGGAUACUAGAGUACACUCAUGCAAAAUGUAACAAACGAUUUGGCAUAACUGUUGCCUGCAAUGGGGAUACUAGAGUACACUCAUGCAAAGUGUAACAAAAGAAUUGGCAUAAUUGUUGCCUGCAAUGGGGAUACUAGAGUACACUCAUGCAAAGUGUAACAAAAGAAUUGGCAUAAUUGUUGCCUGCAAUGGGGAUACUAGAGUACACUCAUGCAAAGUGUAACAAAAGAAUUGGCAUAAUUGUUGCCUGCAAUGGGGAUACUAGAGUACACUCAUGCAAAGUGUAACAAAAGAAUUGGCAUAAUUGUUGCCUGCAAUGGGGAUACUAGAGUACAUUCAUGCAAAGUGUAGCAAAAGAUUUGGCAUAAUUGUUGCCUGCAAUGGGGAUACUAGAGUACACUCAUGCAAAGUGUAACAAAAGAUUUGGCAUAAUUGUUGCCUGCAAUGGGGAUACUAGAGUACACUCAUGCAAAGUGUAACAAAAGAUUUGGCAGCAAUUGGGGAUACUAGAGUACACUCAUGCAAAGUGCAAGAAAAACAAUGUACACAAUUUGUGAAACUGAAAAGUAUUUGGAAUUGCUUUUGUAGAUACUUUAAUUACAAAUUCAUUUUAGCAUAUAUUUCUGUAAAUACUCUCGUCAUUUGAUAGUUUUUUUCACAAGGUAUAGACUUGUCCCUUUAUUUGAAGCAUAUGUAUCGUUUUUUUAAAAGAACGUUUGAAACGCUAAGUUUCUUGUUGAUAGAAUGAUGCAAAUAUGUGUUAUAAAUUAUAACAACUCAGGCACCCCCCCCCCCCCUCUUUAUCAAUAGUUGUCUUUUCCAUUUGGUCCCCUUCAUCAGAGUUAUCUUUUCUAGUUGGCCCCUUUUCAAAAUUAUCCGUUCAUUUAGCACCCCCCCCCCUUCAUCAAGAGGCAUCUUUUCCCUAUGCCCCCCCCCCCCCAUUUCAAGAGUGCAAUUGUCCAUUUGUCAAGAGUAAAACGUUCAGUGGAACAGCCAUACAUUUGACUUAGUUAUUUUAUAAAUGAAUCGCUCUGAUGUAACAAAGAAGUCAUUUGCCAUAUUUGUUUCUGAUAUUGAUAUGUUUAUUUAAGUAAUUGACUGUAAGAUGUAUGUGUAUAAUUGAUUUGGUAUUAACCAUAAUGCUUGUAAAAGUAUGUUUGUCGUUUUCAAGGUAUUAUGUAAAAUACAUAUCUUUAGUUAUUGAUAUGAUUUUAACGUGUUUAUUGUGAAUUGGUUGACCUUCUACAUGAACAACAGAAUAACCAAUUAACAAUGUAUGGGUUUUUGGAUAUCCACGUUGGUAUACACCAUUGGUUUCAAUAACAUCCCGAGGCUGACAUGGGCCAUUUAUAAAAAUACAAAGCUUUCAGAAAGAGAAAUGAGUAAUCAAACGAUUGAAAUACCUCUCCUAACUUCAUUCGGAUAGCAUAAAAUAAAAUAGUGUGCUUUAAGAUUACUAAUACAGUAUGUAACAUUGGAGGAAAAGAAAAGCAAAAGCGUGUACAUGUAUAACAUACUGUCUGUUAAAUACCCUUUGCCAUGAUUCAUUUUUUCUCUUUUAUUUAUGCAUUCAUGAACAUUGUUUCAAUAUCCUUUAUCAAUCAGAAUCUAUGUAUACAGAAAUAAUUGUGUCAAUAUGUUCCUAUUUAUAAGUUCUGAACAUAAUAAAUGAUAGUUUCAUGUUUGCUUUGUACUUUUUGUAAAUAUGUUUUAGUUAUAUAUAGUUCGUACUUCUGUACACCUUUGUGUUAAAUCUAUUACUUACAAGAAUUUUAACCAUAUAUUUCUAAUUUCUAUCAAUUGUAGUAUUCCUUUGUAAGUAAAUAAUAGUAAUAAGAACCGGUACGUGAAAUGAAAGAUCAUUGUAUGAUUAUUUUUUUAGCUUUGAAUAACCUGUGAAAAUCUUGUUUGUGUACAUAAAUGAAUUCAUGACGAAAACUGAAAGAAAUCAAUAUGUACACGUUUCAUUGAAAUUUACUUAUUAAGAAUAUCUCUGUAUAUACAUUAACCUUUGUUAUUCAUAUCAGUUGUAGUAUGCUCAUGUAAAUAAGUACAUUGUUCAUUCAUUCAACAUAUUAGACGGUACAUGUAUGUUCUGAUCAUUGUAUGAUGUUUUGUAUUUUGCUUUGUAUAACUUAUGAACAUAGUUAUUGGAUGAGUUAUUGUUUUGUUAAAGGGAAAGACGCAUUAACAAAUGAAGUUGACGGUACAAGGACGUGUGUUAAAUCUUUUUGCUUUUCCAUUGUAAUGAGUUUAGUGUUGAUGUAUUGAAAAUAGUGAACGUCACAUGGAAGAAGGUUAAUGGUGUCUGUAAUUCAUUGACAUAUUGUCAGUUGAUUACUAUAUUGUUCAAUUAUUGAACGCAGUCGACGUUACAUCAAUGUAUAUUGAUUGACACAAUAUGGUGACUGAUAUGUAUUUGCUUUGCCAAAUUGUAAUAAUUGUAUUUUUCAAUUACUGAGCUAAAUAGACGGAACAUGGACGUAAGGUAAUGGUGUAUGUAAUUCAUUUACCUUUUACAUGUCCAUUUCUAUUUUGUUCAACUUGUUGAACUUAGUAGAUAUAACAUUACCGUCCAUUUAUGGUGUCUGCAAUUCAUUUACUUUUCAAUGGUUAAUUACUAUAGUGUUAAGUUUAUAAGCUUAGCAGAUGGAACAAUAACGUAUGUUAAUGGUGUCUGCAAUUUAUUAACUAUUCGCAUAAUAAUUACGAUAUUGUUCAAUUAUUGAAAUAAGAAGACGUAAUAUUAACGUAGGCUUAUGGUGUCUGCAAUUUAUUAACUUUUAUAAGUUAAUUACUCUAUUGUUCAAUUACUGAACGUAGUAGAUGGAACAUUAACGUAAGUUAAUGUUGUCUGCAAUUUAUUAACUGUUCCAAUAUUAAUUACGAUAUUGUUUACUUAUUGAAAUAAGAAGACGUAAUAUUAACGUAGGCUUAUGGUGUCUGCAAUUAAUUAACUUUUAUUAGUGAUAUACGCUAUUGUUCAAUUACUGAACGUAGUAGAUGGAACAUUAACGUAAGUUAAUGGUGUCUGCAAUUUAAUAACUAUUCGCAUAUCAAUUACGAUAUUGUUCACUUAAUGAACUAAGUAGACGUAAUAUUAACGUAGGCUUAUGGUGUCUGCAAUUUAUUAACUUUUUAUAAGUAAACAACGAUAUUGUUUACUUAUUUAACUACGAUGACGUAUUAUUAACGUAAGCUUAUUGUAUCUGCAAUUUAUUUACUUUUCAUAAUUAUUGCGUUUCGACUUGAGGGUGUUUUAAAAAAAGGCAAAGGUUUUUUAUUUCGAAAUAUGGCCAAAUUUUAACUGUCUGGGUCGCAAUCGUUUUCAAGUUUCAGAAUGAUGUAAGUGCUUUUUUAUUCAGUCUUAUACAGUUUAUAAAAGAAAGAUAUAACUUUAUUGGAUAAAGUCAAAUAUUCCCAAUAGUGAAUUAAAUAUCCAUGCUUUGGAAGCUUUCAAUCACCCUUAUUGUUUAUAGAAAUGUUGUAAAAUAUAAGUGCUGCAAGCAUGCUGUGUUAGUGACCUCUGAUAUAGACACAAUUCAUGGAUGAAGAAUUUGAAGUCUAUGUAUGGACGAUGUGUAAUUAUUCCGUUUUGUAUUGAGUGGAAUAGUGAGUUUUAAAUCUGUGUAUUGAUAGUGUGUAUUUACUAUUAGUGUGAUGGUGUUUAUUAACUCUGUGUUUGGGUGGCGUGUAAUAUCUUUAUGUGUGUAUGGUGUGAAUUUGUUCUAUGUAUGAAUGGUGUGUAAUAACUCUAUGUGUGGAUGGUGUGUAAUAACUCUUUGUAUUGAUAUUAUAUAAUAACUCUAUGCAUGAAUGGCUUGUAAAAAUAUAUUUUUGGAUGGUAUGUAAUAACUGGAUGUAUGGAUGGUUUAUAAUAUAUCUAUUAAGAUCGUGAUUGGAAACUCUAUAUUUGCAUGGUGUGUACAACUAUAUGUGUGGAUGGUGAGUUCUAACUCUAUAUAAGGGAUUAUGUUUGAUCACUCUAUGUAUGGACCGUGUGUAAUAACUUGCAUGGAAUCAUUGUAAUAAUCAUAUUUUAUGGUGUGUAAUAACGCUUUCAAAUGGAUGAUGUGUAAUAAUUUUAUGCGUGGGUGCUGGGUCACAGCUCUAUGUGUGUAUGGUGUGUAUUAUAACUAUAUGUAUGUAUGAUGCAUUCUUACUAUAUGUGUAGUAAAUGUAUGUAUGGAUAGUUAACAUUAACUCAAUGUUUGUAUGGUGUGUAAGAACUAUGUGUUUGGAUAAUGCAUUCUUACUAUAUGUUUGGAAUAUGUGUAAUAACUAUAUGUAUGGAUAGUUAACAUUACCUCUAUGUUUAUAUUGUGUGUAAGAACGAUUUAUAUGGAUGAUGCAUUCGAACUAAAAGUAUGGAUUGUUUGUAAUAAGUAUUUGUAUGGACGAUGUGUAGUAAAUGUAUGUAUGGAUAGUUAAAAUUAACUCAAUGUUUGUAUGGUGUGUAAGAACUAUGUGUAUGUAUGAUGCAUUCGAACUUUAUGUAUGGAUUGUUUGUAAUAAUCAUAUGUAUGGACGAUGUGUAGUAACUAUGUAUGGAGUGUGUGUAAUAAGUAUAUGUAUGGACGAUGUGUAGUAACUAUGUAUGGAGUGUGUGUAAUAAGUAUAUGUAUGGACGAUGUGUAGUAACUAUGAAGGGAGUGUGUGUAAUAAGUAUAUGUAUGGACGAUGUGUAGUAACUAUGUAGGGAGUGUGUGUAAUAAGUAUAUGUAUGGACGAUGUGUAGUAACUAUGUAUGGAGUGUGUGUAAUAAGUAUAUGUAUGGACGAUGUGUAGUAACUAUGUAUGGAGUGUGUGUAAUAAGUAUAUGUAUGGACGAUGUGUGAUAACUAUGUAUGGAGUGUGUAAUAAGUAUAUGUAUGGACGAUGUGUAGUAACUAUGAAGGGCGUGUGUGUAAUAAGUAUAUGUAUGGACGAUGUGUAGUAACUAUGUAUGGAGUGUGUGUAAUAAGUAUAUGUAUGGACGAUGUGUAGUAACUAUGUAGGGAGUGUGUGUAAUUACCAUAUGUAUGGACGAUGUAUAGUAACUAUGUAUGGAGUGUGUGUAAUAAGUAUAUGUAUGGACGAUGUGUAGUAACUAUGUAUGGAGUGUGUGUAAUAAGUAUAUGUACGGACCAUGUGUAGUAACUAUGUAUGGAGUGUGUGUAAUAAGUAUGUGUACGGACGAUGUGUAGUAACUAUGUAGGGAGUGUAUGUAAUAAGUAUAUGUAAGGACGAUGUGUAGUAACUAUGUAUUGAGUGUGUGUAAUAAGUAUAUGUACGGACGAUGUGUAGUAACUAUGUAUUGAGUGUGUGUAAUAAGUAUAUGUAUUGACGAUGUGUAGUAACUAUGAUUUGAGUGUGUGUAAUACCUAUAUGUAAAGACGAUGUGUGAUAACUAUGUAUGGAGUGUGUGUUAUAAGUAUAUGUACGGACGAUGUGAAGUAACUAUAUAUGGAGUGUGUGUAAUAAGUAUGUGUACGGACGAUGUGUAGUAACUAUGUAUGGAGUGUGUGUAAUAAGUAUAUGUUCGGACGAUGUGUAGUAACUAUGUAUUGAGUGUGUGUAAUAAUUAUAUAUAAGGACAAUGUGUAGUACCUAUGUAUUGAGUGUGUGUAAUAAGUAUAUGUACGGACGAUGUGUAGUUACUAUGUAUUGAGUGUGUGUAAUAAGUAUAUGUAAGGACGAUGUGUGAUAACUAUGUAUGGAGUGUGUGUAAUAAGUAUAUGUAUGGACGAUGUGUAGUUACUAUGUAGGGAGUGUGUGUAAUAAGUAUAUGUAAGGACGAUCUGUAAUAACUAUGUAUGGAGUGUGUGUAAUAAGUAUAUGUAAGGACGAUGUGUAGUAACUAUGUAUGGAGUGUGUGUAAUAAGUAUAUGUACGGACGAUGUGAAGUAACUAUGUAUGGAUUGUGUGUAAUAAGUAUAUGUAAGGACGAUGUGUAGUAACUAUGUAGGGCGUGUGUGUAAUAAGUAUAUGUACGGACGAUCUGUAGUAACUAUGUAUGGAGCGUGUGUAAUAAGUAUAUAUAAGGACGAUGUGUAGUAGCUAUGUAGGGCGUGUGUGUAAUAAGUAUAUGUACGGACGAUGUUUAGUAACUAUUCAUGGAGUGUGUGUACUAAUAUGGCAAUACAGUGGAGUCGUAUUUUUACUGUAAAAUGAACAUAUCUAGUGCUGUUCAUAAAUAACUAUAUUUUGAUUAAAAUUUAAGCCAAUAAUUGAAUAGAUGUGUGUAUGAUAUAUAUACUGUUUUAAGAGAUUGAACAAAUGUGUUUAUAUAGUGUGUUUUGCUACUAGAGAUUGAGUCAAUGUGUGUAUUUGAUAUACAUUGCUAUGAUAGAUUGAAUAAAUGUCUG
This is a messenger RNA of Mya arenaria, 8543 nucleotides long. RefSeq lists its product as uncharacterized. Bases 49 to 1713 code for a protein of 554 amino acids. The transcript is spliced from 3 exons. Lineage: Eukaryota; Metazoa; Mollusca; Bivalvia; Myida; Myidae. The record is from RefSeq and is a predicted model, not a curated record.